Messenger RNA from Fundulus heteroclitus (mummichog), 2116 nucleotides. It is a transcript of the gene ahcy, whose product is annotated as adenosylhomocysteinase. Gene Ontology annotation, molecular function: adenosylhomocysteinase activity. The transcript is spliced from 11 exons. Gene Ontology annotation, cellular component: cytosol. The record is from RefSeq and is a predicted model, not a curated record. Lineage: Eukaryota; Metazoa; Chordata; Actinopteri; Cyprinodontiformes; Fundulidae. Bases 116 to 1417 code for a protein of 433 amino acids. Gene Ontology annotation, biological process: L-methionine cycle.
GAAGCGUCGCCGAUAAAAACCGAGCCGUCAUGUUAGCGUCCCUCCCUCUCUGCCUCUGUCCGCCCGCCAGGCUGCAGCUCCAGACGCCUCGGAACAAAAACAACACGAAACAACCAUGUCUGAGAAACUGCCCUACAAAGUCGCCGACAUCAGCCUGGCAGAAUGGGGACGCAAGGCCAUCGACAUCGCCGAGAACGAGAUGCCGGGGCUGAUGAAGAUGAGGGAGCUGUACGGCCAGUCCAAGCCGCUGAAGGGCGCUCGCAUCGCAGGCUGCCUCCACAUGACCCUGCAGACCGCCGUGCUCAUCGAGACCCUCACCGCCCUGGGAGCCGAGGUCCAGUGGUCCAGCUGUAACAUCUUCUCCACUCAGGAUCACGCUGCUGCUGCCAUCGCCAAGUCUGGCGUCCCAGUGUACGCCUGGAAGGGUGAGACGGACGAGGAGUACGUGUGGUGCAUCGAGCAGACCAUCUACUUCAAAGACGGUCAGCCCCUCAACAUGAUCCUGGACGAUGGAGGAGACCUCACCAACCUGGUCCACCAGAAGUACCCCAAACUGCUGGCUGGGAUCCGCGGCGUGUCGGAGGAGACGACUACAGGCGUUCACAACCUGUACAAGAUGCUGAAAAAGGGCGAACUGAAGAUUCCCGCCAUUAACGUCAACGACUCCGUCACCAAGAGUAAGUUUGACAACCUGUACGGCUGUAGGGAGAGUCUGAUCGACGGCAUCAAGCGCGCCACCGACGUGAUGAUCGCUGGGAAGGUGGCGGUGGUGGCGGGCUACGGUGACGUGGGUAAAGGCUGCGUUCAGGCUCUGCGGGCCUUCGGCGCUCGCGUCAUCGUCACAGAGAUCGACCCAAUCAACGCCCUGCAGGCUGCAAUGGAGGGAUAUGAAGUGACCACCAUGGAUGAAGCCUGCAAGGAGGGAAACAUCUUCGUCACCACCACUGGCUGUGAAGACAUCAUUCUGGGGCACCACUUUGAGUGCAUGAAGGACGACGCCAUCGUUUGCAACAUCGGACACUUUGACUGCGAGAUCGACAUGAGCUGGCUGGAGAAAAACGCUGCUGAGAAGAUCAACGUUAAACCUCAGGUGGAUCGUUAUCGCAUGAAGAACGGCCGUCACGUCAUCAUCCUGGCAGAAGGCAGACUGGUCAACCUGGGCUGUGCCAUGGGACACCCGUCCUUCGUCAUGAGCAACUCCUUCACCAACCAGGUGCUGGCUCAGAUCGAGCUGUGGAAGAACACGGCAAAGUACCCACUGGGAGUCUACUUCCUGCCCAAGAAGCUGGACGAGCAGGUGGCCGCCGCUCAUCUGGAUAAACUGGGAGUGAAGCUGACCAAACUGACGGACAAACAGGCCAAAUAUCUGGGCCUGCCCGCCGAGGGGCCUUUCAAACCGGACCACUAUCGCUACUGAGCGGCCCGUUAGCCUGGAGGUGGAGGAGGUGUGGUCAGAUGUUGGUGGAGCAGCUUGGACUCUGAGGCCCAUGGUUGGUUCAACACAGCCAGAUCUCAGGGAUCCAGACGCUUUUCCCUCAUUUCAUCGCCUUUUUACUGAACCCUAAACAUGUUAGAUGUGGCCGCCAGCUAAUUGGAGGCAGGAUGAAACUAAAAGCUUCAGGAGGCAGAAGGUUUAUUGACAGAAGGGUCCAAAAAGGAAAUAGAAAUAAUUAAACUCCCUCUCUUCUUCUUGUUGUUUGCUCACCAACACUCUGACGCGUGCCGCCGUCUCUCCUCGCUCUCAUGCAGACUUUUCUGAAACGCCUGGUGCUUCUGUGGCUCUCAGAGAAAAUUCCUCUAGUUUAAUGCCAUUCCCUGUUUGUUGAAGGAAUCACUCAGUCCUGGAGGCCUGUCCCAUCUCUCCUGUCUGGAAGUGACUUCAGGUUCAACUUGAUCAGCAGCUUGGUGGGAUGUCGGCGUUCUGUGGUCGUAUUUGGGUUUCUGCGUCAACGCUGUUUCCUUUUAGCACUUAAUUAGAACUGUAAUUACGUUCUGUGAGGAGACGGGGAAUCUCCUGAGAGGCUGACUGGGUUCCUUCAGUGCCUACCCAGGUGCUUCAGCUGGAUGUAACGCUGCCAAUUAAACCCCCAAAGGACCCGCUGGUCUUCUGAAAUGU